AUGAGAGCACGUUCUGUUGCAUUUCAAGGCAUUCGUGAUUGCAUGAAGAAAUUUGGUUACAUCGCGAAAGUGAUAAGGGAGGACAAUGAGUGGUUCGUGCAACCAUGGCUUAAAUCCUCCGCUUGGGCUGAAAACGUUGAUCUUAAAGAGCGUUAUCUCCUCCAGCUAUAUCACUUAUCUGAAUGUCUGCUUGUCUCUCCACCCGUUAGCCAUGUCGCACCAAGUACAGACGAUGUGCAGACCAUGAGUAUUCCACAUCCUUCUUCUCAAGCACUUGGUACCGCCUCUACCAUCGGCUUGGUGAGAGUGGAGGGGACACAUCCUACCGAAAUCGGUUAG
Molecule: messenger RNA, 339 nt
Organism: Echinococcus granulosus
Lineage: Eukaryota; Metazoa; Platyhelminthes; Cestoda; Cyclophyllidea; Taeniidae
Exons: 2
Coding region: 1-339 (112 amino acids)
Source: RefSeq, a predicted model, not a curated record